Molecule: messenger RNA, 7981 nt
Organism: Nyctereutes procyonoides (raccoon dog)
Lineage: Eukaryota; Metazoa; Chordata; Mammalia; Carnivora; Canidae
Gene: SLC8A2
Product: solute carrier family 8 member A2
Exons: 10
Coding region: 4194-6959 (921 amino acids)
Biological process (GO): cell communication; sodium ion transmembrane transport; calcium ion import across plasma membrane
Cellular component (GO): sarcolemma; postsynapse; axon
Molecular function (GO): calcium:sodium antiporter activity
Source: RefSeq, a predicted model, not a curated record
GGGUGGAGGGGACAUUUGAAGAGCCAGGAGCCGCUGUUCCCCGAGCUCGCUUAUGGGGGUUGGGGGGCUGCAUAUCCCGGGUGGGGAUACCAGGUCCCCUCCGUGGAUUAGGGGCGCCACCGACACCCUCAGCCCCUCCUGUGUUCCUGGGAGCACGGCCGGCGGGGAGGGGGUGCAUCCUGGUCACUGAGGGGGCGAGAACACCCCAGCCCGUCUGGGGCAGCCCCCCUUCGCCUUCUCUCCCUCCGCCCCCGCCUUCCUGCGUCUGGGUCUCAUCUUUCUGCCUCUCCACAUCUCUCCAGGGUCCUGUCCUGCACAGUCUAUCUGGCUCUCUGAGUCCCUGUCCCCGUGCCCCUGUCUCUCAGUCCCUCACUCCAGCCUCUGUCCCCCUGGUUCCCUCUGUGCCCCGGUCUGUCCUGUGUCUUUUCAGGGAUUCUGUCUCUAAGUCCCUGGUUUCUUUCUCCUUCACCAUAUGUGUAUGUCUCUCUAUCUCUCUCUCUCCAGUCUCUGCUCUCCUGUCUCUUCUAUCUCUGUGGGUGUCCCCCUGUCUCUUCUUGCCCCUCUCCCUCCUCUCCAUCACCCGUCUGUAGGUAUGUGGUCUCUGUUUCUCGGUCUCUCUCUUCCCUAAUAGCGGGUUAACUCUCCUCCUACACACCUUGGUCCCCGCCCCUGGCAAGGGGGAGACCUGGAGGGAGAAGAUCGUCCCCUCCCCAGGGUGGGCUCCCUCAGAAGGUGCGGAGUCCCCCCAAACUCCUCCAAGCUCCCUCCCAUCCUCCCAGCUGCCUCGCUGGUGCCCCAUCCCUCCCCUGAGGCCAGAGCUCUUCUCUUCUCCCCUGCCUUGUGUCUGGCAUUCUGGGGCCAGUCCUUCUUGCAGUCUACCCUAUACCCUUUGUGGUGGAGCCGGCCCCAGUCCUUCCAUCUUGCCUCCCCAUUCCUCUUCAUAGAGACUGGACCAGUCCUUCCUGCAGUCUGACUUCUGUUCCUCUUUCGCCCAUUUGUCCAUUGCUUGCUCGACUCCUCCCUUCUUUUGGCAGUUACUGAGCACCUUUCCUACACCAGGCACAACACUAGGCACUGGGGCGAGUCAGGCCAGUCCCUCCCGCAGCCUCACCUCCAUCCCUCUCAUUGUACUAGCCUCAGACCUGUCUCUCCGUGGGGGUGGAUCUCAGAAAUUCUCCACCAUCCCUUGGGGGUUCCGAGAGGGCCCCUCUGAGUCUGGAGGUCCCUGGCCAGGGACCAAUACAUCUUCUUCUUUCCUGGGGGGAAGGCGGACCCAAAGAAGGUGGGUGGGGAGUGAGCGACUAGGGGAGAGGUGUGAACCUAGCCAGUAGCCCAGGCUGCGAUGGGGUGAGGUCCUCAAAUAUCCACAUGGGGCCCGGCUGGCUUCAGAAGAACACCAGGUUAGGAGUUCCAUGCCUUGAGUUUCCAUCCUUCCUUGCCCCUGUUCCGAAGCUGCUUGACCUGACCAAGCUCUUUCCCCCUCCAGACCUCAGUUUACCCAUCAAUGUGUCGUAGCCCUGAGCACGGAGACUCUGUGUGACACUCCCCACCCAGAGCAGGAUACGGAGUGGUGCUAGGAGAGCCUGGCUCACCCUGGAGCAGUAAGUGGGUGUGUUUAGAAGCCCGUUGUGUCCCUGCCUAGAAAUCCCUCCAAGGGGUGGCAGGCAACCCCUGCCCCCACCAGAGCACAAGCAGAAACUGCCACCUCCAUCACCAGUGCGAGGGACAUGCAAGAGGGAGGAGGUCCCACCUGGCACACCAGACUGCCCCCCUCACGCUUGCAGUCCCACUCUAGGCAGGUGUCUGAGACCCUGAGGGGUGUGUGAGGCAGAACCAGGGUGCUCACCACCGACCCAGCUGGCCACCUGCCUGCGAGGGUGGGGAGACAUGGAGAGAUGCCACCAGCUGCCCUCCGGACUCCUACCCUGGCCUCAACCUGAUCCUUUUGCCCCUGGAUUCUAAACCCAGAUUAGGUUUCAAGGCUGCUGGUGGAUGGAGAGAGGCAGAUGCAGGCGUCUCUAGCAGAGGAAGCCCAGCUGUCCCCAGCGACAAGGCUCAGAGCUCUUGGUCGUUCAUCUCACAAAUAUUUAUCUAGUACUUUCUCCGACCCCACCUCCCCUAAGGGCCUUGGUGAGAGGAAACCACGUUUUACAGGAAAAGGGCUGCUUGGCCCAGCCCCUGGGCAAGGGGGGCAGGCAUGAGAACACCCAUUGGCGGACUCUGGUCUCCCUUGGGGACUGCAGCAGGAGGGACAGGUGGUUAGACUUGAGGGGGCACUUUCCAGGCCAGGGCCCUCCCAUGACAGAGGGAGCUAGAUGCUUGAGAUGAAUUCUUGACUCCAGGUGGCCCUUGUUACUCCUGAAAGCCACGGAGAAGGGAGGGAGAAGAGAGCAUGAGUCUGCUUGAGAUCCUGGUGGGUUUGUAAUUAUGCCUAAGUUGUUGCUAAUUAGGGGGCUGCUAAUUAGAUGUAUCAUUAGGGGCCUUGCAUAGGGGGCUAAUUGUGUGGUGGCCCUUUAAGAAUCCCCCCUCUCACCACCCACACACACACACACACACACACACACACACAGACUCCUCAGGGAAGUUCUGCCAACAUUCUGCCUCCCUCCCCCAGGAGCCAGCUCCCUGCCCGUGAGUAUGUGGGCGUGUUUUGGGGGCAGGCUGUGAGUUAGACUGAUAGAAGAACUUCCAGACAGAAAUGCAAGUUACCUGGAGAUCUGAAGCCCCCAGCAGCCAGAGGAGACCGGAUCAGGGAAGUGGAGGCGGAGGCUCGGAGGACCCCUCCUUCUUCUCUCAGAACCUUUUUUUAAUAGGCUACUGGGUUACCAAGACAACGCAACAGUGGGGCAGAGGAGCUGGGAGUUGAGGCCACUCUAGGAGAGAGAAAUGAAACCAGAGUUGGUACUAGGGGCUUGGACGAGUUUUUAACUUCUGAGCCUUGGCCCUCCCCAAAGUGAGGUGGUGUCAUUUGGAAUGGGGAGCUCAGGGAAGGUGACGUCUGAGUGGAGAACUGGAGAAGAGAGGGCGAAUAUGUGGGGAAGAGUGUCCCAGGAAGGGGGAACAGCAGGUGCAAAGGCCCUGAGGCAAGAACUUGUCUAGUAUGUGAGGAACCUCGAGAUGGCUGGAGCCAUGCAAGCAAAGCAUACAGGGAGAGAGAUGAAGCCAGAGAGGGAAAGAGGGAGGCAGAUCCUGUGAGAUCUUAUGAGCCAGGGCAAGGGCUGUGGUUCUCUAAGGCGGAGUUGGGAGUCAUGGAGGGUUCUGAGCAGAGGGAGGAGGUGAGCUCAUUAGCGCUUUUAAUGGGAACCAAGGCAAGACAUGAGAUAGCCACUCAAACCCAGGAUUAGAGGCCAGAGGAGUUUUAUGGUGGUUUUUUUUUAAGUUUUUAUUUAUUUGAGAGAGAAAGAAUGAGCAGGGGGAGGUGCAAAGGGAAAGGGAGAAGAGCAAGGAGCCUGAUGUGGGGCCUGAUCCCAGGACCCUGGGAUCAUGACCUGAGCCAAAGGCAGAUGCUUAACCAACUGAGCCACCCAGGCACCCCCCGGGGGGGGGAGUAUUGAAACCACAGAGACCCCAUAACCCACAAAUGGGACAGAAAGCUCAACAUGGGGCCUCCCGUCACAGCUGCUGAAGACCUGGGCACCUCACAGAGACCUAUGGGUACUUGAGGGAGACACCUGCCACCAUUGCAGGGAAAAAUGUGAGUGAGAGACCCUCCAGCAGCCCCUCCCCAGCCCCGCUCAGACAAACAGACAUACCACCACAUCCCAGACCCGAGGCAAGAGCCCUCUGAGGGCCAGGUUGGAAACCAUUAGAAGGACCUAAUGAAUUUAGGGCCUCGGGACCCUCACCUCACCCACGAAAUCGUUCAGUCUGUGUUCUUUGGGGCCUGGAUUCAUUCCUCCGUUGUCUGUGGGAUUCGUCUGUGUGGCUGGGCGGGUCAACAGCCGAUUCCUUUCCAGGGCCAUAUAGCAUUCCACAGUGUGAGUGCUCUGUGCUGUCAUUCUCCGUUUACUGCCAAGAGGCAUCUGGGUUGUCUCAAGACAGGAGCUGUUAAAAAUAAAGCAGCUACGGACAUUCUCGGAUGUGCCUCUUGGCAGACAUACGACCUGUGGCUCCUGAGUGCAUGUGUACCUGGGCUGAGUCCUAGGACACAGGACGUUCAGCUGUAGUUCCUCGAACUGGACCCGACACCCUCCAUGGCUCCCUUGGCCUUAAUGGGGUUUGCACUCCUCCUGGGGACGCCCCUAUGCUCAGGGGCGGCCACCCCCACUCCCUCCCUGCCACCUCCCCCAACCAAUGACAGUGAUACCAGCACAGGGGGCUGCCAGGGCUCCAACCGCUGCCAGCCGGGGGUCCUGCUGCCUGUGUGGGAGCCCGAUGACCCGUCGCUGGGUGACAAAGCAGCGAGAGCAGUGGUCUACUUCGUGGCCAUGGUUUACAUGUUCCUGGGCGUGUCCAUCAUCGCUGACCGCUUCAUGGCAUCCAUCGAGGUCAUCACAUCAAAGGAGAAGGAGAUUACCAUCACCAAAGCCAAUGGUGAGACCAGCGUGGGCACCGUCCGCAUCUGGAACGAGACGGUGUCCAACCUCACACUCAUGGCCCUGGGGUCCUCAGCCCCUGAGAUCCUGCUGUCUGUCAUCGAGGUCUGUGGCCACAACUUCCAGGCGGGCGAGCUGGGCCCUGGCACCAUCGUGGGCAGUGCUGCCUUCAACAUGUUCGUGGUUAUUGCCGUGUGCAUCUAUGUCAUCCCAGCCGGCGAGAGCCGCAAGAUCAAGCACUUGAGAGUCUUCUUUGUCACUGCCUCUUGGAGUAUCUUCGCCUACGUCUGGCUUUAUCUCAUCCUUGCCGUCUUUUCCCCGGGUGUGGUCCAGGUGUGGGAGGCGCUGCUGACCCUCGUCUUCUUCCCGGUGUGCGUGGUGUUCGCCUGGAUGGCCGAUAAGCGGCUGCUCUUCUACAAGUACGUGUACAAGCGCUACCGCACCGACCCGCGCAGCGGCAUCAUCAUCGGCGCCGAGGGCGACCCCCCCAAGAGCAUCGAGCUGGACGGCACGUUCGUGGGCGCCGAGGUGCCGGGCGAGCUGGGCGGCCUGGGCCCGGGCCCCGCCGAGGCCCGCGAGCUGGACGCCAGCCGCCGCGAGGUCAUCCAGAUCCUCAAGGACCUCAAGCAGAAGCACCCGGACAAGGACCUGGAGCAGCUGGUGGGCAUCGCCAACUACUACGCGCUGCUGCACCAGCAGAAGAGCCGCGCCUUCUACCGCAUCCAGGCCACGCGGCUGAUGACGGGCGCGGGCAACGUGCUGCGGCGACACGCGGUGGACGCGUCGCGCAGGGCGUCCCCGGCCGAGGGCCCCGGCGAGGACGAGGACGACGGCGCCAGCCGCAUCUACUUCGAGCCCAGCCUCUACCACUGCUUGGAGAACUGCGGCUCGGUGCUGCUGUCCGUCACCUGCCAGGGCGGGGAGGGCAACAGCACGUUCUACGUGGACUACCGCACCGAGGACGGCUCCGCCAAGGCCGGCUCCGACUACGAGUACAGCGAGGGCACGCUGGUGUUCAAGCCGGGCGAGACGCAGAAGGAGCUGCGCAUUGGCAUCAUCGACGACGACAUCUUUGAGGAGGACGAGCACUUCUUCGUGCGGCUACUGAACCUGCGCGUCGGCGACGCGCAGGGCAUGUUCGAGCCCGACGGCGGCGGGCGACCCAAGGGACGGCUGGUGGCGCCGCUGCUGGCCACGGUCACCAUCCUGGACGACGACCACGCGGGCAUCUUCUCCUUCCAGGACCGCCUGCUGCACGUGAGCGAGUGCAUGGGCACCGUGGACGUGCGCGUCGUGCGCAGCUCGGGCGCCCGGGGCACCGUGCGCCUUCCGUACCGCACGGUGGACGGCACGGCGCGCGGCGGCGGCGUGCACUAUGAGGACGCGUGCGGCGAGCUCGAGUUCGGCGACGACGAGACCAUGAAAACUCUUCAGGUAAAGAUAGUUGAUGACGAGGAAUAUGAGAAAAAGGAUAAUUUCUUCAUCGAGCUGGGCCAGCCGCAGUGGCUGAAGCGAGGGAUUUCAGCUCUGCUGCUCAAUCAAGGGGAUGGGGACAGGAAGUUGACAGCCGAGGAGGAGGAGGCUCGGAGGAUAGCAGAGAUGGGCAAGCCAGUUCUUGGGGAAAACUGCCGGCUGGAAGUCAUCAUCGAGGAGUCAUAUGAUUUUAAGAACACAGUGGAUAAACUCAUCAAGAAAACCAACUUGGCUUUGGUGAUUGGGACCCAUUCCUGGAGGGAACAGUUUUUAGAGGCAGUUACGGUGAGCGCAGGGGACGAGGAGGAGGAGGAGGACGGGUCCCGGGAGGAACGGCUGCCUUCCUGCUUUGACUACGUCAUGCACUUCCUGACGGUGUUCUGGAAGGUGCUUUUUGCCUGCGUGCCCCCCACCGAGUACUGCCACGGCUGGGCCUGCUUCGGGGUCUGCAUCCUGGUCAUCGGCCUCCUCACCGCACUCAUCGGGGACCUGGCCUCCCACUUUGGCUGCACCGUUGGCCUCAAGGACUCUGUCAACGCUGUAGUCUUCGUGGCUCUGGGCACCUCCAUCCCUGACACGUUCGCCAGCAAGGUGGCGGCGCUGCAGGACCAGUGCGCGGACGCGUCCAUCGGCAACGUGACAGGCUCCAACGCCGUGAACGUGUUCCUGGGCCUCGGCGUGGCCUGGUCGGUGGCCGCGGUGUACUGGGCGGUGCAGGGCCGCCCGUUCGAGGUGCGCACCGGCACGCUGGCCUUCUCCGUCACGCUCUUCACCGUCUUCGCCUUCGUGGGCAUCGCCGUGCUGCUGUACCGGCGCCGGCCGCACAUCGGGGGCGAGCUGGGCGGCCCGCGCGGCCCCAAGCUCGCCACCACCGCGCUCUUCCUGGGCCUCUGGUUCCUCUACAUCCUCUUCGCCAGCCUCGAGGCCUACUGCCACAUCCGGGGCUUCUAGGGCCCCCCACCCCACCCCGAGAGACUCGGCUGCCCCCGCUCCGGACCCGCGUCCUCUUGGUCCUCCAGAGAUGCAGCCUCCUCUCCUGGGACGCAGCCUCCCUUCCUCCUGGGAACUGUACCCCCGUCCUCCGUCCCCACGAACAUCCUCCUCCCUCCCAUCCCCUCAGGAGUCUCCCAGAGAUACCCACGACUGCAGCACAUCCCUGUUAGCUCAUCCCUGAGAUGUCCACACCCCCGGGGACAUCUCCACCUCGAGGCCCCUCCCCAGUAACCUCCUAGAGAAUCUACCGUCUGUCUACCCUAGACACUUAGCCUUCCCCUAUCCCUUAGGACCCCCUUCCUCUAGAGGACCCUCCCCAUCACCACCACCACCACCUGUGCCCCAGGACCUCGGAACCCAGCCCUCCCUGGGGGACCUUGGAAGGAGGCUGAUCCAUCCCAGGAUGUCCCCAAUCUCACCUUUCUCCCCAACCCUCAGGGAGCUCUGUUCAGCCUCCGGGGGUGGGGCAGAGGAACAGGUAGGUGCGUGCAUAGGGGGCCACAACUUCCCUGAUUUCUCCACUCAGGCCCUUGGGAGGACACUAAUCCUCGAGGCUGGGAGAAGUUUGGGGUUUCAGAGCUGGAGGAGGCACAUAUGAACCUGCAACUUCUCACAUUCCAGCGCCACCACUUGCCUCCACUACCUCUGAGAGCCCAGCUACGCCUUGGAAGGGGAGAGGGGGCCUGUGUGUAUAUAUAGUGUGUUUGGGGAAGGGGGGACGUGGGAGGGUGCAUGUCUUGGGGAAAAGGGGUGACAGACUUUCCUUUUGUGAGGGCAGCAGACUCCCCCAGCCAUGAGAAUUGGCUUUGGGGAGGAGGCCAGGAAUCAAAGGGAGUCCAGCCAUCUCCCCUGACAAUCUAGAAGGCUCAUUUUGCCCUCAGUGCCAGCCAAUCCAGGCAGGACCCUCGAAGAGGAGACCGAGGGUCCCAGAGGACCAAUGCUACAAGCCAGCAAAUGCUGCCACAUCUCUGCCUGAUGGG